Racocetra persica is the source of this 618-nucleotide messenger RNA. The record is from the annotation of a GenBank genome assembly. NCBI's taxonomy places the organism in Eukaryota, Fungi, Glomeromycota, Glomeromycetes, Diversisporales, Gigasporaceae.
UCUUCGUAAUAUUCAAAAUGAACUUUUUCAACAGUCAACAGAUAGAUUAGAAGACUUGGAAUGGCCGUUAUUAGAUGAUAAUGACUCUGAAUCAGAAUGUGAUGACGAAUUAUCAGCACAAUCAACAUCAAUACAGCUAGUUCAAUUACAAGAUGCUGUAGAACAAUUCACAAAAUCCUUAAGCCAUCAUCCAGAUCAACAACAAAGAAAAGAUAGGCAAAAUUUAAAUAGGAAAUUGUUAUCAAAAUCUGAAUGGAAUGAGUUGGAUGAAUUAAUAUUACUUUUAUUGCCCUUUGCACAGUCAACCAAAUUAAUUGAAGGUUCACAAUACCCAACUCUCGGUAUGAUGCUCCCUACUAUUUCCCUUUUAUCUUCAUAUUUGCAUCGUACAAAAAUAUCCCUUACUUUAUCCAAAAUUUUAAAUGUUUGCCAACUAAUCGAGGACUCUAUAUCUGCUCGCUGGGAUUCACCUUUAACUGAAGCUUAUGUUGCCUUCUAUUUAGAUCCCGAUUCAAAAAUUUCAAGAACUGAAAUAGAUCAGUUUUAUGAUGAUGAAGUUUCUAAUCCUGCGGUAGAUAAUGAGUUAGAAAGAUAUAAAAAAGUGACUCAAAUAAACAA